This is a messenger RNA of Rotaria sp. Silwood1, 554 nucleotides long. Lineage: Eukaryota; Metazoa; Rotifera; Eurotatoria; Philodinida; Philodinidae. The record is from the annotation of a GenBank genome assembly.
AUGGAUGGUACGAUAAAAAGUGAUGAUGAAUCAUGUAUUAGUGUUAAAAGUGCUAUACCAAUAUGUCAAAUCUUUGCUCUAGCUCAACUUAUGAAUGAUAUUGAUUUUCGAACAUUAACUUAUCUUGAACAACAAUUAAAACAACAGUACCCUGAUAUACGUGUUCGUCAAGCAAUUGCUUCGACUUUUGCUAAGUAUGCAUUUUGUAGAGAUAUUAACUAUUGUCGCCGCCAGAAGUAGAUGAGGAAAACUCUGAAAGGAAUAUCUCCAGAACGGAUGCAGCUAGCGAGCUGAUCUUUUCACCAUUAGAAAGAGGAUACUCUGGGGUAUAAGUGUACACUAUAUUCAUUCGGUUAACGUUUGAUCAAGGUUGUUAGUUAUCAUUGAAGAUUUUGUGCGUUCAGAACAAGAACGUUUUUCAUAUGAGUUCUCAACUCCAAGAUGAUCAUUCGAUAGCGCAAGGUCUCCUCUUUUGAUCUACCCAAACCCGACCUUUCUAUCAUUCACCGUUCGAAAGUUAUUCUCGCUACACUGAGCGUCUGUAACGUAUCAAA